GUAACAUUGUUUUUUUAUUUUGAGUGUAUUUUUUGGUGUUUGAUUUUUCAAAGAAACCCCGCUCCCUUUUUUUUUUUUUUUUUUUCUUGGCAGCUCCCACGAGACAACAUAUGCGCUCGAUACCUGUGGCGACCACGCUGGCCGUGUUGCUGCUGCUGCUGGUGGCAGGGCUGUUCACAUCAGGCGCCACCGCCGCGUCCCUGACAUUCGCCAGCACUACCAACAGUGAUUGGCUGACUGCCGCCAACUGGAACCCUGCGCAGCUGCCGACCACGAACGACGACGUGACCAUUCCCAACGGCUUUGCUGUCACCUACACGACGGCAGCCACCAAUUUUGUGAAAUCCAUCACCAUUGCCUCGGGUGGAUCUCUCACCAUCAACGGUGCCUCGACUUCCUGCCAACUGACAGUGUCGGGCACCUCCACCACCCCGUCCAAUAUCGCUGGCACGCUGACCGUGUCGUCCCCUGCCAAGCUUGCCCUGAGCUCCGGCACGGGUCGGCUGAACAUCCAGGCCACUGGUUUGCUGGUGUCGAACGGCGGCUCCUUCACUGGCAGCGGCAGCGUGUACAACGACGCUGGCGGCCAGGUGUCCAUCACUUCCUCCACCACCAUGUCUCUGCCAUUCUACCUCCAAGGAACCAGCACCCUCGCCAUGAGCGCCGGCGCGCCGCUCACGCUGACGAGCACCGCCAGCAUUCUCGGUGGCAGCGUGACGAGCGGAGACAGCCUCGCCGUGCUCGUGCUCCAGUCGUCCGCCACCGUGGCGACGUCUGUGAGCCGAAUUCGCGUUGCGUCUUCCGCCACAUUCAGCGGAGCGGCUUCCAUGCAAGUACAAUCGCUGGAAGUGGCUGGAGGCACGGCAACCUUCGCUCAGGCAGUCAACGUGACCGAGCAACUGCUGCUCAGGGGCGGAAGCAUUAACGGCGCGAGCGUCCUGCGCGCGACAGAGUCCUCCUCUGUUUUCAUCCAGCCAACAAACUACAUGUAUGUUUCUGGCUCAGUGACCGUAGAGCUGCGUGGAACCACCAACUACUCGUCGCCCACCUCGCCGUACUACAUGACGACCGACAAUACGGCACGGCUCAUCAACUACGGCUGGAUGGAGAUGCGAUCAACAGUUGCGGAUCAGAUUUUCGUGACUGGCAACGCCGUCGCUGGGUCGGGCUUUUUCAACUAUGGCACCCUGAGCGUCGCUGGCAUGGGUGUCAGACUCAACGGCUUCUUUACCCAUCAGGGCCAGCUUUUCGUGGCAGACAGCCAACUCAAACUCGGCGGCAGUGGUGUGUACAAUGGGUCUGUGACGCUGAACAGCACGCUUGCAUCGAUGGCGUUCACGGGCGGCUCCUGGACGCUCUGGACCGUUCCCAACAACCUGCUGAUUGACGGCGCAACCGUCGGUUUUUGGCAAGAUGCGACUUUGGCUUCGUUUACGCUCAACUCUGGAACGGUGUAUGUGGAGAAGGCGAUCGUCGUCACCACCUCGAUGACACUGCGAACGGGUAACUUUUACUACUCCUCCACACCCGGCAGCAUUACCGCAGCAGCGACCUCCCAGGUGUUAAUCCAACCUACGUCGGUACUCGGUUUGAGCUACCUCCCGCUCAUCCUGAACGGCACGACCACGUUUGUUUGCGGCUCCGCUUCGCUGUACCUGUACAACGAUGGUCGCGUGAAAAACUACGGCUGGCUGAAUGUUGUCGCCUCUCCGGGCUUUCCCAGCAUGCUGAGCUGGUAUCCUGCAGGCACGGUGACUGGAUUUUACAAUUAUGGAGUCAUGAACAUUUCCGCCCCGACACCAGUCACGCUUGGAGCGCCCUUUUUCAACCUCGGUCAGAUCUACGUUGCGAACGGCAUUGUCAAUCUGGCAAAUGGUGGUUUGCAGAACGGCACAGUCACGUUGAACAACACUCAAGCCUCGUUUGUGUUUACGGGAGGCGCUCACGCCGUGUGGCGCGGUGUCGAUCCAAUUUUCCUCGACGGCGGCACGGUCUCUGUCGCGCAAGAUCAGACGACUGGCGGCUUGAUUAUGAACUCUGGCAGUUUGUACGUGAACAAGCAGCUGACCAUUCUGUCGUCGAUGACGCUGCGAGGUGGAUCGUUCAAUUACGACAGCUCCCCAGGCAGUGUAAUUGCCGCGGCAAGCGCUCAAGUGCUGAUUCAGCCCUCCAUUGGCUACAUUUAUUUGUACUACAUUCCGCUGAUUCUCAAUGGCACGACCACGUUUAUCUGCAGCACAUACUCGCUCUACUUGAGCUACGAUGGUCGCUUGAUCAACAACGGUUGGAUGAAUGUCGUCGCCGCCCCGGGCCUUCCCAGCAUGCUGAGCUGGUAUCCGUCGGGCUCCUUGACUGGAUUUUACAAUGACGGAGUCAUGAAUGUGUCCGCCCCGACACCGGUCACUCUUGGAGCGGCGUUUUUCAAUCGCGGUCAAAUCUAUGUUGCCAGCGGCACGGUGAAUCUGGCAAAUGGUGGUUUGCAGAACGGCACAGUCACUCUGAACAACACUCAAGCGUCGCUUGUGUUUACGGGAGGCAUUCACGUCUUGUGGCGUGGUGUCGAUCCCGUUUUCAUCGAUGGCGGCACGGUCUCUGUCGCGCAAGAUCAGACGAUCGGCAGCUUGAUCUUCAACUCUGGCAGCUUGUACGUGAACAAGCAGCUGACCGUACAGACGUCGAUGACACUGCGAGGUGGCACCUUCUCGUAUGACAGCGCAGCAGGCAGCAUUAUUGCUGCAUCCAGCUCUCAAGUUCUGAUUCAGCCCUCCAUUGGCUACAUUUACUUUUAUUACAUUCCGCUGAUUCUCAAUGGCAUCACCACGUUCAUCAGCAGCUCGUACGCGGUAUACACGGGCUACGAUGGUCGCUUGAUCAACAAUGGAUGGAUGAAUGUCGUCUCGACUGCGCCCGCCACCAUGCUAGGCUGGUCGGGCGUCACUGCGGACUCGGGCUUGCAUAAUUACGGCACGCUCAAUGUUUCAGUCUCCGCUUCUGGGCCCCUCGUUUUUGCAGCAGCUUUCAAGAAUUUUGGCCCGGUCUACGUCGCAAAUGGCAAUCUGAAUCUCGCGGCUGGUGGUGUGCAGAACGGCACGGUCACUCUGAACAAUACUCAAGCGUCAGUUGUGUUUACUGGAGGCACUCAUUUCUUGUGGCGCGGUGUCGAUCCCGUUUUCAUUGACGGCGGUACGGUUUCCCUUGUGCAAGAUCAAACCAUUGGCGGCCUGAUUUUCAACUCUGGCUCCAUGAUGGUGAACAAACAGCUGACCGUACUGUCAUCCAUGACGUUGCGAGGUGGCACCUUCUCGUAUGACAGCGCAGCAGGCGGCAUCAUUGCUGCAGCCAGCUCUCAAGUGCUGAUUCAGCCCUCCAUUGGCUACAUCUAUGUGUACUACAUUCCACUGAUUCUCAAUGGCACCACCACGUUCGUCAGCAGCUCGUACGCGGUAUACACGGGCUACGAUGGUCGCUUGAUCAAUACCAGAUGGAUGAAUGUCGUCGCGACUGCGCCCACCACCAUGCUGGGCUGGGCGGGCGUCACUGCGGACUCGGGCUUGCAUAAUUACGGCACGCUCAACGUGUCCGUGUCUGCAUCUGGGCCAAUCCUUUUUGGGGCGGCAUUCAAGAAUUUUGGCCUGGUCUACGUUGCAAAUGGCAAUCUGAAUCUUGCAGCCGGUGGUUUGCAGAACGGCACGGUCAUUUUGAACAACACUCAGGCUUUGGUUGUGUUUACUGGAGGCACUCAUUUCUUGUGGCGUGGUGUCGAUCCCAUUUUCAUUGACGGCGGCACGGUUUCCCUUGUGCAAGAUCAGACAGUUGGCAGCUUCAUUUUCAACGCUGGCUCCAUGAUGGUGAACAAGCAGCUGACCGUACUGUCAUCCAUGACGCUGCGAGGUGGCACCUUCUCUUAUGACACCGCGGCAGGCAGUGUCACUGCCGCAGCGACCGCGCAAGUACUGAUUCAGCCCGUCCUGAGUUACGUCUAUUUGUACUAUAUUCCGCUGAUUCUCCGUGGCACCACCACGUUUAUCGGCAGCACAUACUCGGUCUACACGGGCUACGACGGUCGCUUGGUCAACAAUGGAUGGAUGAACGUUACAUCAUCAUUUACUACAACCGUGCUCGGCUGGUCGGGCGUAGGGGCAGACUCGGGCUUGCUCAAUUACGGCACGUUGAAUGUGUCUUCUCCCGCGCCAAUCUAUUUUGGAGCGCCUGUCUCUCAUCAUGGCGUCAGCACCCUUGCUGGGCGGGUGAUUUUCAGCGCGGGUGGCCGGAUGAACGGCACCGUCUCGUUCUACGAUGCUACUUCGAUGCUUUGGUUUACCGCUGGAGUGUUUGAUGUCAUCGUUGCUCCAUCGCGUUUCCAAGUCAGUGGAACCACGACCGUGGUGCCACGAAGCGCCAUCACUGUGCAGCAACUGUGGAUUGACAGCGGCGUGCUUCAGACCAACUAUGAUGUGGUGGUGACGGAUCUUUGCACCAUCCAAGGCGGGCAAAUCACGUAUUCCGUCUCUCCUGGUCGCCUGUACUUGACGUCGAGCAGCCGCACCACCAUCUCCAUUGCCAGUGCCUUCACCAGCAACUUGCCAAUCUACUCGUAUGGCCCUGCGACCUGGAUUACUGCAGAUGGUGGCACGAGCUUCACCCUGACGUCGCCUGGCAGGUGGUUGAAUUUCGCGCCGUUAACCAUGAACCGCACCUCGGCGGCGUUCACCGGAACCGGUGGCUUUUACAACUACCACAACAUCACCACUCUCCAGUCUGCCACCAUCAGCCCCAGCAUCUUUGUGCAAGGUGGCACCAUGCAGGUUGUUUCCGGGACACAGACUGCCUCGUUCACGUCGGUGCUCGCGAACGCCACGAUGGAUGUGGCCGCUGCCGGAACUCUAGCCGUGUCGACUGCAACGGCGUGGGUAGCUGGCUCCACCCUUCGUGGAUGCGGCACGGUCACAGCAGCUUCAUCCGUUGCGCUGCGAGGCAACAUCGUUCCCGGCUGCUCUGCUGCCGCGUCGAUUCUGACUUGGACGGGCGCCAUGUCCAUGGCUGCCACCACCGUCACCAGCAUUCAGGUCUACCCUGGACCAGUGAUGAGCUCGCUGGUUGUGUCUGGCAACGUGGCGCUGAACGGAAAUGCGUCGUUCGAGUUCCGUGACGGAUUUACCGUGGCUCCUGGCCAAUAUGUGAACAAUCGCGUGCUGACUGCCAACUCUGUGUCCGGCAGCUGGCUGUCGUCGUCGAGCUUGCUGACAGUUGUCACGCUGAUCAACACUGUGAAUGUGACUCUGAACGCAACUGGCUCGUGCACGAACUGCAGUGCCAUCACUGGUGUGUGUGACGUGAUCAACUCGCAGUGUGCCUGCGUCGCCAACUACCACGGCAGCUCCUGUGAAUGUCCCGGCAACGCAACCCACGCGUGCAAUGGCCAUGGUGCAUGCAGUCCCUUUGUCACGGCUUGCGCGUGCGACACCGGCUACUGGGGCGUGAGCUGCGCCAAUUCGUGCCCAGGCGGUGUUGGACCCAGCACUUGCUCUGGACACGGCACCUGCUCGCAAGCCAACGGACUGUGCACCUGCACUACAGGGUAUGGUGGCACGGACUGCCAGUGCCCCAGCAGUUCGUCGGCACAGAUCUGCUCGGGACAUGGCACGUGCGCCGCUGGCGUGUGCACAUGCGCGUUUGGAUACUUUGGUUUGGAUUGCAGUGGUGUUUGUCCCGGCGGGUUCAGUACGCCGUGCAACAAUCAUGGUGUGUGCAACAGCCUCACCGGCGCAUGCGACUGCUCAAGCAGCGGGUAUUCCGGCUCUGCUUGUGAAAUUCCGCCUGUUUCGACCACGCCAUUCUCGUCGACGCCGGUCGUGUCGACGACAUCGUCUGCGACGCCUGUGAACUCUGAGCAGUCCUCGGCAUCAAGCACGGUCGGCGCCAGUAGCACUCCCGCAUCGUCGGCGACAUCGCAAACACCCUUUUCCAGCACGCCCUUCUCCUCAACCGUCCCGUCAUCCACGCCUUCUUCUGCAACCCCAGUGUCGUCAAACACGCCCAUCCCGACCUUCUGUCCGUACGGCUACUAUGGCCCAGUGUCUGGGUGUGCGUCGAUCUGCCCCGGCGGUGCAACGACUCCGUGCACGAAUCACGGUGAUUGCGACUAUGUGACUGGCGUGUGCACUUGCACGGAUCCAGACUUUGGUGGAGUGGCGUGCAGCUGCCCUGCUCGAGCUGGUCAGGUCUGCUCCAACAGGGGCGCAUGCACGGCCAACCCAAGUGUUUGCCAGUGCUCGAGCCUGUCCUGGGGCGGCCCAGCUUGCGAGUGCCCAGCCCACCUUGGCAACACGUGCAACAACCAUGGCACGUGCAUGCACGACGGACAGUGCGUAUGUGAUCCCGGCUACUGGGGCGCUGAUUGCUCGAUUCACUGCGCUUUGCCUCCCGGCGCGCCUUGCGACUGGUGCAAUCCGGCCAACUCUUGCCCGACGACACCAUCGGCACCCUUCUUUGUCUUUACCGGCUCUGCGUUAUCUUUCCCAACCAACUUUGGCACCUUUGGCUCUGGCUCUGGCUAUCUUGUGCACGGCGGCGGGUCUGGCGGCUACCUCAUUCAAGGCACAACGUCACCGAGCGUGGUCGACUACGCUUGCGCCACCAAUGCGGCGCCCGUUGCGUUUUCGAACGGCACUGUGGCUGAGCUGUCGGUGCGGAUUUCGGCGUCCAACUUUUACAACUGCCCUGCGAACAACACGUGCGUUGGCUCGUUCUCUGCCGUGAUUGCGGAUUCAGACUCGGACACGGUGGUGUACCUGUCCCUUGGGUGGAAUGUGAUUGUGUUGUCGAAUGGCACACACACUGUCGCUGCGUACAACAACACAUCGCUGCGCCACACGUAUCGCAUCUCGCUCAACCAGACCGGCAACGGACUGGUGACGCUGGACUACGAUGGUGUUCCGCUGCUGCAGUUGCCGCUGACGCUGACCUUCCUGACCAACCCCUCGCCGCGCUACCCGCGUGGUUCGUUCUGCAUCGGCGACGACAGCACGGACUAUGGCGGUGAGAGCUUACUGCAGUACAUCUGGGUGGCGCCGAGCGCGCUGGCCUCCACGACCGCUUGUGACUACAUUCCUGCAGAUAGUCAAGCCGAGUGCAGCAGCGUCGAUCCGCAGUGCUACUACUGUGGUGCCAGCGGCAGUUGCUCGGAUGUUCUUGCGUCAAACAUUUCGAGUUGCUUUUUCGAUGCUGUUGUGGAGGAGGUCGUUCUGUUCCCCAUCCCGAUGUCUGCUGACCAACGCCAAGCGAUCGAGUACUCGACUGGAGCGCUGAACUUUUUCAUUGUGUUUGUGAUUGUCCUGGUUUCGAUCGCGUCCAUCCAAGACUCUCCCGAGCACCCAGAGCUGCAGUCCGAUGUCUGGAACUUUAUCGAUCGCGUGCAACGCGUGGCCAGCAUGGGCUUUUUGCGCGCCAAGCUGCCGGAAUCGUUUGUCGUGUACACCGGCAUGAUGGCGUGGAUUAAUUGCCACAUUGACAUUCUCGGGACCAGCUUCCAAGAGUACGAUCCUGUCACUGGCGAGCGUCGGUUGCUCGACAUUGACCAGGUCGUGUCCUUCCUUGGCAUGGACGAGCGUCAGUUGAUUUUCAACACGUUGCUGAUUAUCGGCGUGCUCCUGGCUCUUGUUCUGGUCGUGGCCAUCAUCCUGGUGAUUGGAACGAGCUUGCGUCUGUGCUGUGCACCGCGGCUGGAUCGCAAGCUUUCGCGUGCGGCCAAGCUGCGUGCGCUCGCUCGCCACUACACGCCAGCCACCAUGUUGCGCGUGCUGGCCCUGGCCUACUAUGGCCUGUGCUUGGCUGUGUUUGCCCAGCUGACCAUCAGCGGCGCAACGUCGUACCAGACCAACGCGUUCGUUGCGUCGGUCAUUUCCUUGGUCGCGUUGGUGGCCGGCUUGCCUCUGUUGUGGUGGUACAUUAUUGUGUAUCGCAACAAGCUCGACGUCAAGCACCAGCUCGGUCCUCGAUUCGGCAAGAGCGAAAAGAAGCCAAAGAAAAAGUCAAAGACGGAUUCCGACGCGGGCAAACCAACCGAGAAGGACGAGACGCCCAAGCAAGUUGCUCAUUUCGACAAGCGGUUUGGUGUCGUGUAUGGAACCUACAAUGCGCUCAACCGACCGUUCGGCUUGGCCUUUAUGGUUCGCAAGCUCGUUUUUGCCAUUCUGAUCUCGACCGCAGCCAUCACCCUUCGUGUGCAAGUGGGUCUGGUUGUGGGCCUGAAUCUGCUCUUGCUGCUUCUCUGGAUUGGACGCCGGCCGUUCAAGAGCAAGUUUGAGUUCUGGAGCGAAUCUGUCGGCUGCAUUUUGGACUGCAUUUCCUUCCUGUUGCUGCUCGCGUACGAUCCCAACCAGCCAUCUGGGGCGCCCACCGCAGCGGAGGCUGCCUUGAUUAUUUCCUACGUGGCUAUUGCUGUGCAAGGCUCGUCGGUGCUUUGGAGCACCAUGACUGUAAUCCGGACGAAGAUUGCCAACCGACGCCAUCGACGAGCGAUGGCCGAAAGAGGAGACGUGGCUGUGGUGGAAAUGCAGCAGAACGAUUUGGUCAAUCCGCUCAGCCAAGUCAGCAAAGCCAGUGAGGCGCAGGCAGUCCACAUUGAGAGUGUGUACGAGAGCACGCCAGUUGCCGCUGGAGUCAGCGCUCAAGCCGAUCCCAUCUACCACAGUCCCUCCGAUGCACUGCCGUCCAGCGACUAUGAGACGAUUGCCAAGCAGGACGAGUCGGCUCAAGCCCACUGGGUUUGA
Capsaspora owczarzaki ATCC 30864 is the source of this 8771-nucleotide messenger RNA. RefSeq lists its product as hypothetical. Bases 111 to 8771 code for a protein of 2886 amino acids. The transcript is spliced from 2 exons. Gene Ontology annotation, biological process: neuron development; heterophilic cell-cell adhesion. Gene Ontology annotation, molecular function: protein homodimerization activity; cell adhesion molecule binding; protein heterodimerization activity. Lineage: Eukaryota; Filasterea; Ministeriida; Capsasporidae. The record is from RefSeq and is a predicted model, not a curated record. Gene Ontology annotation, cellular component: neuron projection.